AUGGAUGACAAAAAAGGCGACCCAGAGAAUCCUACCUCGACAGUUCAUCACCUUGAAUCACCUACGUCUAAUGAAAAGCAAGAUCCAGAGGUUGCUCGAGACUGGACACGCGAUUUGACUGAGAGCAAGAAUGUCACAACAUCCACAAGGUUGAAAAAUCCACUCGCUGGCCUAACGCGUGAUGAGCUAUUUCGAGAUGUCGAGUCAUUUGCAAGGGACAAGGGUUUGGAGCAUAUCAUGGAUGAGCUGAAAAGAGGCUCCCUCGUAGCACAAGAUCCUAAGGGCUUCGAGUCCCUUGAUGAAUUAUCCGAAGGCGAUAAAGAACUGCUUCGACGUGAGAAGACACAUCGAUGGAGCCAGCCAUUCAUGAUGUACUUCAUGACCAUUCUCUGUGCUGGAUCAGCGGUUGUCCAGGGCAUGGACCAGACGGCAGUUAAUGGAGCACAAGAGUAA
Aspergillus tubingensis is the source of this 453-nucleotide messenger RNA. RefSeq names its product MFS transporter. Bases 1 to 453 code for a protein of 150 amino acids. The transcript has 2 exons. The record is from RefSeq and is a predicted model, not a curated record. NCBI's taxonomy places the organism in Eukaryota, Fungi, Ascomycota, Eurotiomycetes, Eurotiales, Aspergillaceae.